Messenger RNA from Etheostoma spectabile (orangethroat darter), 515 nucleotides. RefSeq names its product signal recognition particle 9 (gene srp9). Gene Ontology annotation, cellular component: signal recognition particle, endoplasmic reticulum targeting. Bases 151 to 411 code for a protein of 86 amino acids. Gene Ontology annotation, biological process: SRP-dependent cotranslational protein targeting to membrane; negative regulation of translational elongation. The record is from RefSeq and is a predicted model, not a curated record. The transcript is spliced from 3 exons. NCBI's taxonomy places the organism in Eukaryota, Metazoa, Chordata, Actinopteri, Perciformes, Percidae. Gene Ontology annotation, molecular function: 7S RNA binding.
CGGUGCCCCGGAAGUGUUUUUUCCGUACGUUCUCUUCAUUGAUUGGUUGUGUUACCACUGGUGCUGAUGUGGUGUUCUGAAGUGAGCGAAGCGGCUCGUUGAUUCCGAUCCGUCUCUUCCACCGAACUCUGUCCGCCAGAACCCAGAACCAUGCCUCACUAUCAGACCUGGGAGGAGUUCGCGCGCGCCGCAGAGAAGCUCUAUCUGACAGACCCCAUGAAGGUGAGAGUGGUCCUCAAGUACAGACACUGCGACGGAAACCUUUGCAUCAAAGUCACCGACAAUGCCGUGUGUUUACAGUACAAGACAGACCAGGCCCAGGACGUGAAGAAGAUCGAGAAGCUCCACGGGAAACUGAUGAGACUCAUGGUGUCCAAGGAGACGCACAGUGGCUCCAUGGAGACGGACUAAAAUGCUCCGGAGCAGCUGGACCGAAUCCAGUGGACACAAUGGUUGUUAGAGCACAGGACCAUCACAGUGCCAUGUGGAGUUUGGGGGGGGGGGGGGAGGGGGGG